Fulmarus glacialis (Northern fulmar) is the source of this 7305-nucleotide messenger RNA. RefSeq names its product neural-cadherin-like. Gene Ontology annotation, molecular function: cadherin binding; calcium ion binding. Gene Ontology annotation, cellular component: catenin complex; plasma membrane; adherens junction. The transcript has 32 exons. The record is from RefSeq and is a predicted model, not a curated record. NCBI's taxonomy places the organism in Eukaryota, Metazoa, Chordata, Aves, Procellariiformes, Procellariidae. The coding region runs from base 1 to 7305 and encodes 2434 amino acids. Gene Ontology annotation, biological process: homophilic cell-cell adhesion; multicellular organism development; cell morphogenesis.
AUGGAGCCCUUCCCGUUCUUGGCUGUGGUUUCCCCUGAAGCUGUGGGAGGUACUGAAGUAUACAAGCUGCUUGCUGUGGAUGCAGAUGAAGGGAUCCAUGGAGCUGUAGAAUAUUUUCUCUUGGAAGGUGGUGAAGACAGAUUUGAAGUUGAGAAGGACACUGGCUGGGUUAAAACGACAGGUUUGCCAUUGGUGAGGGACAAGGAGUAUUUACUGACUGUACUAGCAGCAGAUAAAAUUGGAAGCAGAGGGUCUCCAGCCUCUGUUUCUGUAAUUGCUGGAUUUCGACCACCACAGUUCACCAACGUAUCAUACUUUGUUUAUGUUCCUGAAAGUACGCCGCAAGGAAAAUCCUUUCUUACAAUCACUGCUGUAUCAUAUCAAAAGAAAUCCCUGAGCUACAGUUUACUUACUAAUCCUAGUGGUCUAUUCAGUAUUGAUCGGGCAACAGGAGAUAUCAGUUUAACUCGGAGUGUGGAUUAUGAGAGUGACCAACACCAGUAUCUUCUUUUGGUCAGAGCAGAGGAAAAUGAGGAACAGUUCAGUAGUGCAGCUGAGGUUUGGGUUGUAAUCACAGAUGUGAAUGAUUGUGCCCCUGAAUUUCAUCAGUCGAUUUACAGCAAAGUUGGUGUUCCUGAAACAGUUACUAUGACAACUCUGCUUCUACAAGUGACAGCCACUGACUGCGAUUCAAAAGAGAAUGCUGAAUUACUAUAUUAUGCUUUGAGUCAAGACUUCAGUAUUUCUUCUCAUGGUACUAUUUUUCCAGCAACACGGUUGGAUUAUGAGCGACCUAACCAUCUUUAUGAGUUCAUAAUUAUGGCUGUAGAUAACGGGGAAGAGCCGAAGACUGGGACAGCAACUGUUAGGAUCCAUGUUUCAAAUGUGAAUGAUGAAGCGCCUGAGUUUUCCCAGACAAUCUACAGGAGUUUUGUUUCUGAAGAUGCAGGCCCAAACACACUGAUUGCUACAGUUAAUGCUGUUGACCCUGAUGGAGAUGGUGUGACAUAUGAUAUUCAGUCUGGGAAUCAAAAAGGAAACUUUGUUAUUGACCCGAAGAAGGGGCUAGUUAGACUUCGUUCAAGUCGGUUUCCUAAGCUGCAGGGGACAGAAUAUGUGCUUAAUGUCACAGCAACUGAUGAUAACGCUUCUGGAGGGCCCCAUUCUCUUACAAGUACUGCCCAGGUUGUUGUGAAAAUUGAUGAUGUCAACAAUAACAAACCUGUCUUUCAGAAGUGUCAGUAUUAUCGGGAACAUGCUUCUGUAUUGGAAAACCAGCCUUCAGGGACAGUUGUACUGCAGGUUGAAGCCACUGAUGCUGAUGAAGGAGCCAAUGGUAUAGUGAAAUAUGGCUUGAUGCACAGAGGUGGUGUCCUACCAGCAUUUAGCAUUCAUCCUGACACAGGAGUUCUGACAACUGUUCAGGUAUUUGAUCGAGAAAAACAGAGGGAAUAUCCUAUCACUGUGACAGCAACAGAUCAGGCAGCGGAACCACUCAUUGGAAUAUGUCAGAUAAAUAUUAUCAUCCUGGACCAAAAUGACAAUGAUCCCAGAUUUGAAAACACCCACUAUGAAUAUUUCCUAAGAGAGGACACAAGAGUUGGGACCAGCUUUCUUCGUGUUGCAGCCCGUGAUGAUGACUACAGCUCAAAUGCUGCCAUUAUGUAUUCAAUAGCAAAUGAAGAACCAAAUUAUUUACAAAUUAAUCCUACUACAGGCUGGGUGUUUGUGAACCAACCUGUAUUUCAGAGGUCAUCUAUAAUUCGAGAGAUUAUUGCUACAGAUGGAGGUAAUAGAAGCAGUAAAGUUGAACUUGUGGUAACUAUUACCAGUGCAAAAAACCAGCCUCCACAGUGGGAAAGAGAGAGCUAUGAAGUUGUUAUUCCAGAGAAUACUACACGAGAUGCAUCAAUUUUGACAAUCAAAGCAACUUCUCCCCUUGGUGAUCCCCGUGUGACUUAUAACCUAGAAGAGGGACUUGUUCCGGAGACCAACAUGCCCGUUCGUUUCUACCUGACUCCAAACAGACAUGAUGGUUCUGCUUCAAUCCUGGUAGCUGAGCCACUAGAUUAUGAAACAACAACGAGCUUUCUACUGAGGGUUCGAGCACAGAACGUUGCUGCAGUUCCUCUGGCAGCAUUCGCUACGGUCUAUAUUAAUGUAACAGAUGUCAAUGACAACGUCCCAUUCUUCACUUCAUCUAUUUAUGAAGCCUUGGUAACAGAGGGAGCUGGUGUUGGGACAUUUGUCGUUCAGGUGUCUGCCACCGACCUUGACCUUGGUCAGAAUGGUGAGAUAACUUACUCCCUGUUACAUGACAGUGGCAGAGACUACACAUAUUUUCGCUUGGACUCACAGACAGGCUCAAUAUACACUGCCUCAGUGUUUGAUAGAGAGAAGAAGGGGUCUUAUCUGCUAGAAGUCAAGUCAGUAGAUGGCUGUGAAUCAGCUCGACCUGGAAAACGUGGGAAGCCAAACUCUGACACGGCCUACGUGCGCAUUUUUAUCAGCGAUGUGAAUGAUAACAAGCCUGUCUUCGCUCAAAAUGUCUAUGAAGUAAAUGUGGAUGAAGACCAGGAUGUGGGCUCGACUAUCAUUACAGUCAGUGCUAAUGAUGAAGAUGAAGGAACAAAUGCUAAAUUACGGUAUCAGAUCACAACUGGAAACACAGGAGGAGUACUUGGUGUAGAACCAGAAACAGGAGCCAUUUUUAUUGCCCAACCACUGGAUUAUGAAGAAACAGAAAUGUAUGAGAUACACUUGUUGGCCUCUGACGGGAAAUGGGAAGAUUAUGCAGUUAUCAUCAUCAAUGUCAUGAAUAAAAAUGAUGAGACUCCAGUUUUCUCUAUCAAUGAAUACUAUGGAAGUAUAAUUGAGGAAUUGGAUGGGUUACCAGUCUUUGUACUUCAGGUGAUGGCAAAUGAUCCUGAUAGUAAUGUGGAUGAAGGAGAUUUGAGAUACUCAUUGCAUGGGCAUGGUGCAGCUGAUAUUUUCACAAUAGAUGAGAAAACGGGCAGCAUUUACUCACACAAGAUGCUGGAUCGGGAAGAGAGAGCACUGUGGAGAUUUGUUGUAUUGGCUACUGAUGAAGGUGGAGAAGGACUUACGGGAUUUGCUGAUGUAAUUAUUAACGUGUGGGAUAUAAAUGACAAUGCACCCAUGUUCACAUGCAUGCCUGAUGAUUGCAAUGGGAGUGUCUUUGAAAAUUCUCCUGCAGACACGUUAGUCAUGGAAAUGGGUGCAGUUGAUCGUGAUGAUCCAAAUGUAGGUCUUAAUGCUGUCCUUACUUACAGGAUAACAGAGAAUGUAAAAAAUGAGUUUGGUACUGACAUGUUUAAUAUCAAUCCCAAUACUGGUACAAUCCAUGUAGUGGGAGGAAUGCUAGACAGAGAAAGGACUGAAAAUUAUUUUCUUACUGUUGAAGCAAGAGAUGGGGGAGGGCUAACAGGAACUGGCACUGCCACUAUCUGGAUUGCAGACGUCAACGAUCAUGUACCUAAAUUCACAAAAAAGAUGUGGCAGGCAACAAUUCCUGAAAACAGUGCAAUCGACUCAGAAGUUCUGCAAGUGUGUGCUACAGAUGCAGAUGUUGGGGAAAAUGCUGACUUAAUAUUCAGUGUCACUGGGGGAGACCCAGAUCAGAAGUUUUAUAUUGAGAGUGACAAAGAAUGGCAAUGUGCCACUAUUCGACUGAAAAAAAAAUUGGAUUUUGAGAAUGCACGUGAAAGGCACUUUAAUCUUACCAUUACAGUGGAAGAUCUUGAUUUUUCUAGUAUUGCAGUGUGCCUGAUUGAAGUUGAAGACUCUAAUGACCACAGCCCAGUUUUUCUUUCUCAGUUUAUUCAGACAAGCCCUUUCUUUGAAAACACGCCUGUAGGUACUACAGUAACCACAGUGAGAGCUACAGACAAGGAUUCUGGUUUGAAUGGGAACAUUAUAUAUUCUAUAAAGUCAGAUUCGGAUCCUAUGAGACAGUUUGCAGUUGACCAAUAUGGUCACGUGAUUGUGGCAAAUACACUAGAUUGUGAAGUCAUGCAAAAAUACAGUUUAGUUGUACAAGCUUCAGAUCAAGGGACACCUGCCCGCACUGGAAGCGUUACAGUUUUGAUUAACGUGCUUGAUGUUAAUGACAAUGGACCAAGCUUUGAGGCACCAUACAUGCCUGUAGUUUGGGAAAACAUAUUGAGGCCUGAAAUAGUGUAUAUGAACCAUACAUCAAAACUGCUUCAUGCAUUUGAUCCAGACAGUGAAGAAAAUGGGCCACCCUUUACAUUUUCAUUGCCACCAGACUAUCAGAAUUCUUUGGAUUUUUCUCUUACUGACAACAGAAAUAACACAGCAACUGUAACUGCUUUGAGGUCCUUUGACAGAGAAAAACAGAAGGUGUUUCAUCUGCCAGUAGUUAUAACAGAUAGUGGGAUUCCAGCUAUGAGCUCUACAAACACCCUAACUAUAACAAUUGGUGAUGAAAAUGACAACUGCCAUGAAUCUGGCCAUAAGGAAGUCUAUGUGUACAGUUACAAAGGAAAAUGGUCAACAACAGUGCUUGGGGAAGUGUUUGCACCAGAUCAAGACGACUGGGACAAUAAAACAUUUCUCUCUGAAGGAAAACUGCUCAAGUCUUUCAGAUUAAAUCAGAGGACUGGUUCUUUGAUGAUGGUGGAUAACACUCCUCAAGGAAUAUACAACUUAAAAGUUAGAGUUUCUGAUGGAGUUUGUCCUGAUGUUAUAUCUACAGUACAAAUCCACAUCAAAGAGCUGGAAAAUGAAGCCAUACAAAACUCAGCCACUGUGCGUCUAUCAGAUGUCACAGCAGAGGAGUUCAUAAGGAGAGAUGAACAUGGCAAAACGAGACAUGACAAGUUCAAGGAAUUACUAGCAAAAUUGUUACCUGCUAAGCUGAGUGAUAUCAUUGUCUUCAGUGUGAUGAACAUUGAUGGAAAACAGACAGAUGUAAGAUUUGCAGUCCAUGGUGGCUUGGCAUAUUACAGACCGGAGAAACUGCAUGCUGAGAUGGCAGCAUUUAAAAAUGAGAUCCAGUCAGCUUUACAAUUGAACAUUUCACAGAUCGAUGUAGAUGAAUGUAGGAGUGCAAACUGUAGUAACGGCAAUGGUUGUACAAACUACCUCGCCAUGAGUGACAUCCCAACAGUGAUGGAUACUGGAAGCGUGUCGUUUGUCUCGGUAGCAACCACCAUCAAUGCGGUCUGCACCUGUUCAGCUAGGGACCGAGUUCAUCAGUCUUGUUCCUCCUACCCUCGAAGCCCUUGUCUAAACGGUGGGAUGUGUAUUGACACUUCGAAUGGUUACAGAUGUCUUUGUCCUGCUUCGUUUCAUGGACCAGACUGCCAGCAGACUAAGCACAGUUUCCAUGGAAAUGGUUAUGCAUGGUUUCGUCCCAUCAGGCCUUGUUUUGAAAGCUCACUCUCUCUAGAGUUUAUUACUGUGGUUCCAGAUGGACUUUUACUAUACAGUGGUCCUUUAUCAAAUCCAGAACCUGGGAGUACAGAAAACUUCAUUGCAAUAGAACUCUCUGGUGGUAUCCCUGUGCUGAAGAUGAGCCAUGGCUCAGGUUUUGUGGUACUGCAGUUUCCAAGUCACCUGAAUGUAGCAGACAAAAAAUGGCAUCAACUAGAAGUCAGAACCAAUGGUCAGGAUGUUCGAUUCACUUUGGAUCAUUGCAGUGCAGCUGUUGUUUCAGAAAUAGAAGGAGUAGGCAAAUGGCUGUCCACUGAAGAUCGUACAAAUUGUGAAGUCUUUGGGUCUGUUCCGCGAAGAGCAAGGUAUUUGAAUGUGAACCAUGUUCUACAGCUGGGUGGUGUAAAAGAAUCGUUACCAUAUUCCUACCCACAAUUGCUACACAAACACUUUUCUGGUUGUUUACGCAAUUUCAUCUUGGAUACUCAGGUAUAUGACCUUCAGUCUCCUGCAGAGUCCCUGAAUAGCUUCCCUGGCUGCACACUUACGGAUGGGAGCUGUGAGACCAUGGGGUCUUCUUCCUGUGGUAUUCAUGGGAGGUGUCUUGGAGACUGGGGCUCGUUUGCUUGUCAUUGUUUGCCAGGUUACUAUGGCUAUCGAUGUGAUAAAGUUGCCAAAGAAUAUACAUUUGGGCCAGGAAGUCACGUUCGCUAUCAGCUUCCUGUCAGUGUGCCUGCUCGUAGGACGCUGUUUGAAGCCAUGAUUAGGACACGGCAGCCUGACAGUGUCAUCACGAGCAUGUUGUCUCGAAAUAAGGAUGAACACAUCACCUUACAGGUUGUUCAGGGAUUCUUAGUGGUCUCAUAUAAUCUGGGUGAUGGAGACUAUUCUGUAAGCCUUCCUUUCUACCACAUUGAUAAUGGUGAAUGGCAUCAUAUCACACUGGAGAGAAAUGAAAAUGAAUUUACUCUUCGCCUUUAUGAAGGAGGAUGUAUGAAGGAUGUCAGAUUUAACAACUACAGGAUCCCUCUGGAUACUCGUGUGAAGGAGCUGGUGUCAGUAUUAAGUGCCCAAGGCGUCAAAGAAGGCUGUUCUUCAGAGGCUUGUAGGAAUAACCCUUGUAACCAGGAAUUUAUAUGUAUUGAUUUGUGGAUGAUGCAUGAAUGCAGUUGCCCUCCGGGACACAUGAUCAUGGAGAAUGCCACUGGUAGACAGUGUGUCUACACUGCAUGUGCUAAAAGGCCCUGUAACUAUGGUACCUGCAUCUCGCAGUCACCAACCAAGUUCCAAUGUCACUGCCCUGAUGGCUAUACUGGACCUCUGUUCAGUGCUGUAUUCUUGUGGGCUCGCUGGAAGAGUCACAAAGGUCUGAACGGAGGAGUUUACCACGUAUCUGCACAUCAUGAGGAUUUGGAGGACAUCAGAGAAAAUAUCCUCAACUACAAUGAAGAAGGGGGUGGGGAACAAGACCAAGAUGCAUACAACAUGGCAGAACUGCAGGUGUCGAUUCAAACCAGCCCAGCCUAUUUCCUCUACAAGAAGAAAGAAAACCCAACAAAACUGAACAGUUUCUUUAGUGAUGCGUCCCCAAGCAUGCAGGAGCAGACCAAAACAUCAGCGACUACGGAAACCUCUUCUACUAGCGGAGACUUUGGUCGGUACUUGUCAGAUGUUGUCAGGGAUGCUGACCAUCACCCCCAGGCUGUGCCCCAGGACUCGCUGCAGGUGUUUUGCACCGAAGGAGAAGGCUCGGUUGCUAGCAGUCUGAGUACCCUGAGCUCCUCUGGACUCGAUGAGGGUAUCGUGUAUGAUGACAUUAAAGAGUGGGGACCAAAGUUUGAGAAACUGAGUGAACUGUACUCACAUACACAUGCAGAAGACCUGUAG